Messenger RNA from Aethina tumida (small hive beetle), 2764 nucleotides. RefSeq lists its product as uncharacterized. The transcript has 6 exons. The record is from RefSeq and is a predicted model, not a curated record. Bases 463 to 1374 code for a protein of 303 amino acids. NCBI's taxonomy places the organism in Eukaryota, Metazoa, Arthropoda, Insecta, Coleoptera, Nitidulidae.
UAGUCUCCGAAGCCGCGGCCGGGCUUCAUCGCAUGCCAUCCGUUUUCAUCAAACAAAAACACAAAUUUAACAUCAAUUUUCGGUCCCGAACACGUCGUUAAACGCCCAAACAUUUCCCGCAAUUGUACUAUGGAAACCGGACCGUGGACGUUUGUGCCCGACGUGGCCGUUCCCAUUCAAGAAACGGUGUAAUUGUGUCUGUGUGUCAGAUGACUGUAUGUACCCCCGUCAGUCAAGGGCGGAACACUGGCAAGGACUCGGACGCAAAUGCCGGCAAAACGGCUGUUGAACGGUGGCAGGUGUUUUUGAUUUUGCUGCAUGUCGUGCACAGUUAAUGAGACGGAUGAUUGUUGCUUUGUUGAUGGUUGGGCAUCUUUAUCAGUGUCAUUGACCCCGUAACAUAAACAACGAUUGUGACUGUAACAGUUUGUUGAAUACUGUUUCCAUUUUUCAGCAUUGUCAAUGCCUAACGAGGUGUCCGGGGCAGGCACAAACGUGGUGGCGGCGGGCGCCGAGGGCGGCAAGUUGCGUUGCCCGGCGCCCAUAUCUCGCCUGCGGGUCGAGAAGAUCGAGGGCGGCCUAAUGGUGGCCGGCGUCGUAGUCGCCGCCAACUGUCAGAUCAUACUGCCCAUAUUCGGGUUCCUCUUCCUCCUCGUCGGCUGCGUCCUCACCGCGGCUUCGUACAGAGGCCCAGGCGAGGACGAGGGUCCCGAUCACUAUGCGGCCAGGAUCGCUUUCACAGGCAACUCCAGGAUCUUGGGACCGGCCUGCAUUGUUGUGGGGGUGCUGAUGUUGGUCGCCGGUUCCGUCCUGUGUAUCCUGAUAAGAAGGGCGAGACGCAGGGAGCAAACCAUCGGGUUCCACUGUCCCCUUCAUGGCGACUUCUAUCCUCUCAGUCCUGUUAGCAGCUCAAGAACUCUAGUGGGUUUGGAACGUGGAGGCAAGUGCUCAUUCUGCUGGCCACGAAAAAGAGGUCCGGGUGCAAUUGCAGUAGGUCCACCCCAGUGUCCCCACAGCCAGGUGUCAAGCACGCGGAGUUCUUUGGCGAGUUCGCCGCACAGCCAGUGCCCCACGCCCCUGCCAUUUCUAGUUAAUUCCGGUUCUGUUGGUGGAAUUGUAGCACCCAUAGGUCAGCAGUCCCCAGAUCAGACGUUCGGAUCAAUUCGUUCUCUGGCCAACAGCCGGGAAGUGGCCAGUUUUCCACUAUCAAGAACACCAACACCACCACCAAAUUCGUUUGAAAGGAGUCCAAAUCUAGUCCAAGUACCAGAUGAAGAGAAGCUCGUCGAUUCCCAGUUCGAAACGGUGCCAGUUUACAGACCUGGUCCCAGAAAGUCCGUAUCCAUCGUCCUGCCAUCGGAGGAAAAGGGAUGACCUGUGGAUUUGUAGUUUGUACUUCCUGUUGGAACCACACAUGAUCACAUUUUGUAGUAUUAGUUAAAACUUCAAUGGUCACUCGAUUCUCUCAAACUUGAAACAUUUUUUUAAUGCAUAAAAGACUAGCAUGUUAAGUUUCUUAGGUGGUAUCUACAAUGGAUUAUACAUAGGUAUAUUGUUAUUGAAUGAAUCAAUAACUAUGCGUCGUAGACUGAUAAUCGUUUUUCUAUUUGUAAGGCGUACUGCUGUUUAAUUAAUAUGCAUUCAACUGGUGCAUAUGAGGUUGAAUGGUGGUGUCAGUGAUAUUUUUAAUUUAUUUUCCAAUCUGUACAAAUUUUCACACAUUACAUUAGUUAUUAGGGCCUGUUUGCUUAGACGGUUUAAUUUUUUUCUAAUUGGCACGGUUAUUAUUAACUAGAAGAAAGAUAUAAGACUGACAAGAAAUGGAUUAAGAAUGGUACUUUUUGUAAAGGUCUUUUUAUACACAUAUCAUGUUGAAUUUGAGAAAAAUUAAACCAAAACGUUUAGAUUAUUAUUAAUCUAUUGCAGUUUUUUUUGUUAUCAUCGCACGUUCAGUUUUUUAUUGUCCGUCCCUUCUGUGCCAAAGUAAGGUUAAUAAAAAUUUGGCAUUCACUCAAAAUUACAAUUCACUUUAUUGUAUAUAAUAUUUGAACUAUGUAAAAGGAUUAUGUAUAAUUAUUUUGUUAACUAUAAAAUUUGGACGAUCCUAAAUCCCUUUUAUAAUAGGCUAUUCAAUCCUAGAAAUGGAAAAUCAAAUGAAAUCACCUUCAAAAUAAAAUUUUAUUUUGAUAAACAAAUGUUUGUUUAAUGUGGCUUCAAAAUUAUUAAUUUUUUAUUUUUAAACAAAAUUGGUUAGAUUGCCUAAUUAAUAUAGAUGUUCUCAUUAAUUAUAAUAUUUUUACCGUUUUAUAUAUAUUACAGUAAUUUUUUGUAUACAACACUAUUUUAUUUAUCCAGUUAGUACUAUACAUGACGUUAGCACUUUUCCACUCAUGUGUAUGUAUUUUCCCAUUGCAUUUUAUAUUGUAUAUUAUAGUAUAGAAUGAAUAUGACGUGAUAUGUAUCGUUAAAGUAGAAUAUAUGUUGAGGCUGACUAUAAUAAGGUAGAUAGAGUAAGUUAAAUGUAUUUACUCAACAUAUGUAUCAAAUAAGACGAUUGACAUGUUAAGAAAAUGAAUUUUACAUAUUGCUUUUGAUUAAUGUUCAUAUUAUUAGGUUUAUGUUCAAAAUUCAUUUUCGUAAUUUGUAUGUUGUAGUAAACGUUUGCUCAUAACUAUCUAAUGGAUUUAAAAAUGAAAUGUAAAUUGUUUCAUUUACCACCGUCAUUGUUUAAAAUAAAAUGAAAUAAAUAGGAGUUUUAAAUGUA